Messenger RNA from Heterobasidion irregulare TC 32-1, 979 nucleotides. RefSeq lists its product as uncharacterized. Bases 1 to 762 code for a protein of 253 amino acids. The transcript has 2 exons. The record is from RefSeq and is a predicted model, not a curated record. NCBI's taxonomy places the organism in Eukaryota, Fungi, Basidiomycota, Agaricomycetes, Russulales, Bondarzewiaceae.
AUGGCUCCCCCAAGCAUCACACUCUACGAUGUUCCCUCUGCGAUGCCAGAGCCAUGGGCCCCAAAUAUAUGGCGCAUUAGGUUCAUAUUAAACUAUAAACGUCUUCCAUACCGCACCGUUUGGAUUGAAUUUCACGACGUUGAACGUACCCUCCGAUCCAUCAAUGCCCCGCCGACAGGACAGCACCGGGAUGGCCGCCCAAUCUAUUCUUUGCCUGUGAUUGUAGACCCCUCACGAUCACCAGGAUACCAACCUAUCGUCCUCUCGCAGGCCAACGCCAUCGCCGAGUAUCUCGAGGCCACCUACCCCGCUCGCCCAGUCUUCCCCGACGGCUCGCGCGCGCUCCAGAUUGCCUUUGUCCACUUCCUCAACGACAUCGUUCUCAAACCACUUCUGCUGAUCAUGGUCCCCCUCAGCCAUUUUCGCCUCCCUGAGCGCAGCCAGGCCCAUUUUCAUGCUGGCUCGCAGCCGCCAAUGCCGGGACACUUAACGCCGGGCCCACAGCGCGAACAGGCUUGGCUUGCAGUGAAGGAGAAGUUCGAUUUUCUCGCUGUUAUCUUGGACAAGAACAGGGCACCCGAUGGGGAUGGCAUCGUCGCUAUGGGCCGUGAGCUCUCGUACGCGGAUUUUGCCAUGUGUUCGGUGUUGAUCUGGGUCGAGCGCGUAGCGCCCCAUGAUGGGUGGGCUAGGAUGAGACAGUGGGGCGGCGGGAGAUGGGCGCGCCUGUGGGAAAGGUGUAAGAAUUACAUGGAUGCAAUGUGAGGGGAUAGUCUGGGCGGGCCCAGCUGAUGCGUGUGGCGAGUUACUUCUAUUCUGCUCCAGGUUGACCAAAUUUCUUGAUAUGAGUAUUAAUUGAUCCAUAGACGCAUUUCUCAUUAUGUCCAUUCUAUGGAGUCCACCCGGUAAUAGUCCACCUUGUUUCUGUAGCAUGAUGUAUCCGUGUCCUUUACUAGUUAUCGCAGAUUUCUUUCUAUGCAGG